AUGACGGACAGCGAGGGUGUGCUGCCUUCGGCAGCUUGGGCGAGACUAGUGGCGUCCGGUCAUCGGGCGUCGUUUGGAAGUGGCCGGUCUGUCAUUACCGGCCUUCCUGGCUGGGGCACCGGGCGGUGGCUGCUUCUCAGAAAAAGGUCUUCGAGACCGAGCAAAGGACAGUGAGGAGAAUAGGGCCCACUUCCACGCUUUUGUGUGAGCCGUGACCCCGCCUGCUGCGGGGUUUGCCGCGGUUCGCUCUCCGAGCCUCGGCCCCAGUCCUCUGUCCCCGCAGCUCCCGGAGGCGGCGCCCUGGGCCUUGUGCGCCUCCUACACCGAGGAGACAGGUCCCAGGUGCCCCCGCCCACGGCUGGUCUGAGGGGUCGGCUGAGCCCGUUGGACCGGCCUCUGUCGCCACCUCUCGCGGUCUAGCACUGCCCACUGGGCCCCAUGGCGGGGCGGGCGCUGGCACUGGUAUCUUUUGAAGAUGUGGCCAUAACAUUCACUGGGGAGGAAUGGAGACAUCUGGACCUAGCCCAGAGGACCUUAUACCAGGAAGUGAUGCUGGAGACUUGUGGCCUCCUGGUCUCACUGGGCCAUCCUGUUCCCAAACUAGAGCUGAUUCACCUGCCAGAGCACGGGCAAGAACUGUGGACAGUGAAGAGAGGCCUCUCCAGAAGCACCUAUUCAGGUGAGAAAGCAAAACCCAAGACCACAGAGCUUACUGCUCCUCAGCUGGCCCUCACUGAGGAAGCCCCUUUUGAGGAACAAGUGACACAUGGCACCUCAAGGCAUUCCAGGUUGGGGCAAGUGAGGGAUCAGGAAGGACUGUUGGAAAUGCAGGAAGGGAACUUGAGGCCAGGAGCAGACCCCAACAAGGAGACAUGCCCUAGGAAACUGAGCCAUAAACAUGGUGAUUUGGAGACAGAUGAUAGUCUGUGUUUAAGGGUUUUACAGGAGCAAGUCACUACACAAGAUGCUCUACAUGAACGUGAUUCCCAAGAACCAGGAAAAGACCCUGUGAUGGAUGCAAGGAAUAACAUCUACAAAUGCAAGGAAUGUGGAAAAGGUUUUAGCAAGAAUUGGGCCCUUGUUAGGCAUCAACAGAUUCACGCCGGAGUGAAGCCUUAUGAAUGCAGUGAAUGUGGGAAAGCUUGUCGUUACAUGGCAGAUUUCAUUCGACAUACGAGGCUUCAUACUGGGGAAAAACCAUACAAGUGCACUGAGUGUGGUAAGGCCUUCAAACGCAGGUCUCACCUCACAGAGCACCAGCGUAUUCACACUGGAGACAAGCCCUAUGAGUGCAAAGAAUGUGGUAAAGCUUUCACCCACCGCUCCUCUUUUAUCCAGCAUAAUAUGACUCACACUAGAGAAAAGCCCUUUUUGUGCAAAGAAUGUGGGAAAACUUUUUACUACAGUUCUUCCUUCGCUCAACACAUGAGGAUUCACACUGGAAAGAAACUCUACGAGUGCAGUGAAUGUGGAAAGGCUUUUACUCACCGCUCCACUUUUAUCCAGCAUAAUAUGACCCACACGGGAGAAAAACCCUUUUUGUGCAAAGAAUGUGGAAAAGCUUUUUGCCUCAACUCAUCCUUCACUCAACACAUGAGGAUUCACACUGGAGAGAAACCCUACGAGUGCGGUGAAUGUGGAAAGGCCUUUACUCACCGCUCCACCUAUGUUCGGCAUAAGAGGACCCAUACUGGAGAGAAGCCCUUUGAGUGCAAAGAAUGUGGGAAAGCCUUUUGUGACAGUUCUUCCUUAAUUCAACACAUGAGGAUCCACACUGGUGAGAGGCCCUAUGAGUGCAGUGAAUGUGGAAAGGCGUUUACACACCAUUCUGUUUUUAUCCGACAUAAUAGGACCCACAGUGGAGAAAAACCCUUGGAGUGUAAAGAAUGUGCAAAAGCCUUUUACUACAGCUCUUCCUUUACUCGACACAUGAGGAUCCACACUGGAGAAAAGCCUUAUGUGUGCCGAGAAUGUGGAAAGGCCUUUACCCAGCCGGCAAAUUUUGUUCGGCAUAAUAGGAUCCACACUGGAGAAAAACCCUAUGAGUGCAAAGAAUGUGAGAAGGCCUUUUGUGACAACUUUGCCUUAACUCAACACAUGAGAACUCACACUGGAGAGAAACCCUUUGAAUGCAGUGAAUGCGGAAAGGCCUUCAGCCAUAGUUCAUCCUUCACUCACCAUCGAAAGAUUCACACCAGAGUUUAAAUGAUGUAGGAAGGCCUUUUGUAAGUGUUCACUUCAAUCAAUGUUUGUGAACUCCUGCUGGUGAAUACCUUUCCUUUUGGAUAUAACUAUUCAGGGAAGUCUUUUGGCCAGAGGAAUAUCUUACUCAGUACCUGAUAACCCAUACGGAAGAGGAGCAUCGUAAUUGUCAUCUCUGUUAAAGCCUUUUGUAGCAGGUCAUCUAACGGGUCAUACUAGGAACUGACCCAGCCUACAGUUCUGCACUGCGCCUGAGAGUCAUCCACAAGAGAGAUUCCGUGUUUAUCAUGCAUUUGGGGGGAAAUGCCAGCAACAGGUCUGCCUAUGUUUACACUACAAAGCCAUCUCAAGAGUAUUUUAAAAGAAUGAAGAGAUGUAGUAAAGGAAAAAGAAAUACAUGUGUGGCUUUCUGAGUUCCCUACCAAGCGUCUGACAAUUUGUCGUGUGUGUGUGUGUGUGUGUGUGUAGACAGGGGGAUGAAGAGGGAAUGAGAGAGAAAAAGGUCUCAUCCCUUUUUUUUAAAAUAUAUAUCCAUAGUCGGGAGAGUGUGACCAUUGAUGCAGCUCUAACAUUUAUUAAAAGUUCUCUAUUACAAAACA
Messenger RNA from Vicugna pacos (alpaca), 2801 nucleotides. It is a transcript of the gene ZNF599, whose product is annotated as zinc finger protein 599. Gene Ontology annotation, biological process: regulation of transcription by RNA polymerase II. The record is from RefSeq and is a predicted model, not a curated record. Gene Ontology annotation, molecular function: RNA polymerase II transcription regulatory region sequence-specific DNA binding; DNA-binding transcription factor activity, RNA polymerase II-specific. NCBI's taxonomy places the organism in Eukaryota, Metazoa, Chordata, Mammalia, Artiodactyla, Camelidae. Gene Ontology annotation, cellular component: nucleus.